AUACUUGAAACAAUUAUUAAAAAGGAAAUAAUAGUGAAAACAAUAUAAGAAAAGACAUUUAUCCGGGUUGAUAUUUUGAGUAGCUCUAUCCACAAGAAGCUUUACUUGGUCAUCAUUCACCUUGUGUGACCUCAACACUGAAGCUACAGUAAUGGCGAUUAGUAAUGAUUUUGGAGCUUUCAUAGAGAAAUCUACAAUCUCUCCAACGCCAUCUUCUUCGUUUCCUUCUCUAAAGGGUCUUACCUUUGCCAUCAAAGACAUCUUUGAUGUGGAAGGACGUGUAACCGGUUUUGGAAACCCGGAUUGGUUAAGGACACAUUCAGCAGCUACUUCCACAGCUCCUGUAGUUUCAUCUCUCUUGGAAGCUGGUGCCACUUCUUUGGGUAUUACCAUUAUGGAUGAAAUGGCAUACAGUAUAAACGGUGAAAAUGCACACUAUGGGACUCCGGUAAACCCAGUUGCUUCUGAGAGAGUCCCUGGAGGAUCGUCAAGUGGCUCAGCUGUAGCUGUAGCUGCCGGUCUUGUUGACUUUUCAAUUGGAACUGAUACUGGAGGGAGUGUACGAGUCCCUGCGUCUUACUGUGGCAUUUUUGGUCUUAGGCCAUCACAUGGAGUUGUUUCAACUGUUGGAGUUACUCCAAUGGCUCAGAGCUUCGACACAGUUGGCUGGUUUGCUAGGGACCCAGCUACUUUAAAACGCGUAGGCUGCGUUCUCUUGCAGCAGCCUCACUUGGAGGCUACAGAACCAAGUCAACUGAUUAUUGCAGAUGACUGCUUCAAGCUGUGUAGUGUACCACGUGAACUGUUGGUGCUGCCUCUAGUUCAAUCAGUGGACAAAUCAUUCGGAGGCAACACCGUAAUAAACAAGGUGGAUCUUGGAGCGUACAUAGAAGAGCAUGUUCCGAGCCUUAAGCAUUUCAUGACAAGUGAGACACAACGAGAGUUUUGUAUUCCUUCUCUCAUGGCUCUGUCGAGUUCAAUGAGAAUGUUACAGAGGUUCGAGUUCAAGAUGAACCACGGUGAAUGGGUAUCCUUGGUGAAGCCAGAGUUUGGUCCAGGAAUAUCAGAACGGAUUGAGGAAGCUAUCAGGGUGUCUGACGAGAAGAUUGACCUUUGCCGGUUGGUUAAAACCGAACUUUUAACAGCUCUUUCAACUUUGAUUGGGGAUAAUGGUGUAUUGGUUAUUCCCACGGUGCCAGGACCUCCACCACAUCUCCAAGCUGAUGUGGUUGCACUAGAAUCUUUCCGGAGCAGAGCCUUCAGCUUAUUGUCCAUCGCCGGAGUCUCUGGAUUAUGUCAGGUGAGCAUACCAUUGGGGCUGCACGAAAAUCUUCCCAUAUCAGUAUCCUUGGUAGCUAAGCAUGGCUCUGACGGUUUUCUUCUCAGUCUUGUGGAUUCCCUUUCGGAAUUCAUGUGAUAUUCAUAGACAAUUAAUGCAUGAUUGAGCAUAUAUUAUUUGGUCUAUGUCUGGUCACACCUCAUCUUCCCACACUCACCGCUUGCAUCUCUGGUCUACUCGAGAUCUCUAUCCCGUUGCAUCUCUAGUCUACUCACGUUUGCACCUAAACCAAAAAGUGCUCGUGUAAGUGGGUGUCAAACUGAGGGUUCGAGUCAUGUAUGUGAGGUGUGACCAAUAUAUUGAUUUUUUACUAAAAACGACUUUGUUUUGGGCAAUAAUCAUACAUAGUUGCCAUUUCACAUGUCCAGCCAGCUGAAUUAAGGAUUCAAUA
Messenger RNA from Brassica oleracea var. oleracea, 1730 nucleotides. RefSeq names its product amidase 1. The transcript is spliced from 8 exons. The record is from RefSeq and is a predicted model, not a curated record. The coding region runs from base 152 to 1417 and encodes 421 amino acids. Lineage: Eukaryota; Viridiplantae; Streptophyta; Magnoliopsida; Brassicales; Brassicaceae.